Molecule: messenger RNA, 16362 nt
Organism: Osmerus eperlanus (European smelt)
Lineage: Eukaryota; Metazoa; Chordata; Actinopteri; Osmeriformes; Osmeridae
Product: probable E3 ubiquitin-protein ligase HERC1
Exons: 79
Coding region: 306-14723 (4805 amino acids)
Molecular function (GO): protein binding; ubiquitin-protein transferase activity
Source: RefSeq, a predicted model, not a curated record
ACUAAUUUUAAUUGUUAAUACAAACCUUAACUACAUAGAUCUAACUAAUCAUUCGUGGAACUAGUUGGUUGCAAGCUGUCAGCUAGCGGCUUGGUCAACCGUUCAAUCUGACACUGACAGUUUGCAGCACUUAGGCUAGCUAGCUAGUGCUAGCUACUGCAGCUACCGUACCGGCUGUAGCCUAGCUAAGUUAUGCAGCAAACUAGCUAACGUAGCUUGUGAGUGGAGAAAGCAGGCAAACACCGGUGUGACUGACACACUGGAGAGAGCUGUGCUCCGGAGAGUAGACUAGAUAAUGCUCAGACAUGGUGCCGUCCCAGACCCAUGUCAUGUUGAAGUGGCAGGAGCACCUGAACAGCUCCUGGGCUGCGGAGGACAGCAUCCAGACCUCCACGCGGCAAGGCGCCGCCGGCCUCUACGCCAAGCUGCUCCACAACAAGGAGGUGGUGGGCCUGUCCGAGCCCGUCCAGGACCUCGUCGGGCCUCGCCUGCCUGAUUUCCAGUACGAGUCCAACGCCGAGGAGGAGAGGGAGGAGUACCUGGGCGCCCUGCUCCACAGCCAGCGCUGCCUGGCCGUGAGGAUGCUGGCCCAGACCCCCUACGCCCUGGGCCUGCACCAGAGGCUGGUGGUUCUCCAGAGGAUCUACGACGCCCUCCACAGCAAGUACCACGACCGCUUCAGGUCCCCGCCGCCUCCGCAGGCCACGGCCAGCGCCGAGAGCGCCGCCCUGGAGCCCGUGUCCGAGCCCUGGCUACCCGGGGGGGCGUCCCGGCCCAAGUCGGGCACGGAUGUUUUGAUAGAGAUGGGCGUGCGGACGGGGCUCAGCCUCCUGUUCGCCCUGCUGCAGCAGAACUGGCGCUACGCCCAGCAGGAGCCCGGGGCGGCGCUGUGCAACGACGUGCUGGCCACCGCCUCCUCCGUCCUGGCCUCGCUGCCGCCGCUCUCCCUGGCCAACGAGAACAAGAUCCCAGCCGUCGGGCUGGACUGCUUGGUGCAGGUGGCGGACUUCCUGAAGAAGACCUCGGUGAGCUGUGGCAGCGGCGGGGCCGACCAGGCGGGACGCAGGCUGGCUCUGGAGCUGCUGCUGGGCCUGGCGGUGCAGAGGGGGUCUCUGCGCUUCCUGCUGGAGUGGGUGGAGGUGGCCCUGGCCACGUCCUCCUCCUCCCCGUCCUCCUCGUCCUCAGGGUCUCCGCAGUCCAAGUGGGAAGCGGGAGUGGGCUACGACCUCAUCCAUCAGACCCUCCUCCAGAUGAGGCAGUACUCGGGCUUCCGGGGUGACUCGCUCAACACUCAGGUGCUGAAGAAGGAUGCGGACGGCCUCUGCAGUCUCUCCCACGUGGCCCUCUGCCUGUUUGAAGAGAUCUGCAACCUGGCCUCCAGCUGCCUGUGCUCCUGCAGCGCGGGCACGGCCGCGCCCGGCACGGACAGCGACGCGGUCAUGGUGUACGUGUGGGGCAGCAACAGCAGCCACCAGCUGGCCGAGGGCACGCUGGAGAAGAUCCUGCACCCCAAGCUGGCGCAGGGCUUCAGCGAUGCCCAGAUGAUCGAAGCAGGCCAGUACUGCACGUUCUCCGUGUCGGCUGACGGCUCGGUGAAGGCCUGCGGGAAGGGCAGCUACGGCCGCCUAGGCCUGGGCGACUCCAACAACCAGUCCAUGCCCAAGAAGCUGGUGCUGGAGCCCCCGCGCAGCAUGAGGAAGGUGUCCUCAUCCAAGGGCUCCGACGGCCACACCCUGGCUGUGACGGGGGAGGGGGAGGUGUUCAGCUGGGGGGACGGCGACUACGGCAAGCUGGGCCACGGGAACAGCGCCACGCAGAAAUACCCCAAGAUAAUACAGGGACCCCUGCUGGGCAAGGUGGUGGUGUGUGUGUCUGCUGGCUACAGACACAGUGCCGCGGUAACAAAUGAUGGAGAACUCUACACGUGGGGAGAAGGGGACUUUGGCAGGCUGGGCCACAGCGACAGCCACAGCCGGAACGUGCCGACGCUGGUCAAGGACAUCAGCGGCGUGGGCCAGGCGGCCUGCGGGAGCUCCCACACGGUUGCCGUGGCGCAGGACGGACGCAUCGUCUGGUCCUUUGGAGGAGGAGACAACGGUAAACUAGGGCACGGAGAUACCAGCCGUGUUUAUCGGCCCAAGGUGGUGGAAGCGCUGCAUGGAUUCAUCAUUAGAAAAGUGUGUGCCGGGAGCCAGUCUUCGCUGGCUCUGACCUCUGCUGGACAGGUGUUUGCGUGGGGCUGUGGCUCGUGUCUGGGCUGUGGCUCCUCCGAGACGAUCUCUCUACGGCCAAGGUUCAUCGAGGAGCUAAGUGUCACCAAGAUCAUCGACAUCUCUUGUGGAGACAGCCACUGUCUUGCCCUGUCGCAUGAGAACGAGGUUUAUGCCUGGGGCAACAACGCCAUGGGCCAGUGUGGGCAGGGCCACACCUCCACGCCUGUCACCAAGCCCAAGAAGGUGAUUGGUCUAGAGGGAGUGUCCAUCCAGCAAAUCACGGCAGGCACCUCCCACAGUCUGGCCUGGACUGCAGUGCCGACAGACAGGCAGCUGGUGGCGUGGCACAGGCCCUUCUGUGUGGACCUGGAGGAGAGCACCUUCACCUACCUCCGCAGCUUCCUGGAGCGCUACUGCGACGGCAUCGGGGACGAGACACCCCCUGCCCCCUUUCCCUCUAAGAGGGAACACCACCAGUUUGUCCUGCUGUGUAUGAAGCUGCUGUCCAUCCACCUGUCCCUGGCCCAUGCGGGGGGGACGGGGGCGUCGGUCCUGGGGGCUCAGGGGAGGCCCCUCCGGAACCUUCUUUUCAGGCUCAUAGACUCCAAUGUGCCAGACUCUAUACAACAGGCGGUCAUGAACACUCUGUCCAUCGGCGCGUCCCUGUUGCUGCCCCCCCUCAGGGAGAGGACGGAGCUGCUGCACUCCCUCCUGCCCCAGGGCCCCGAGAGCUGGGAGAGUCUCUCCAGAGGACAGCGUCUACAGCUGGACAUGGUGCUGAACAGCCUCCAGGAGCAGUCCCAUGUGGCCUCCCUCCUGGGGUACAGCUGUCCCGGGGAGCUGACUGCUCAGGGGCCACCCGCAGCCCCCAGCCCGGACCACCCCGAGCGCCCUCCCUCCUCCUCCAGCGCCACGGAGGUCCAGGACCACCUCCACCUGGCGGAGGUGCUGCUCAAGACCCUGCUGCUCAGCAUCGGCUUCUACACGGAGCGGGCGUUCGGCGAGCUGGAGAAGAACAGUGAUAAGCAGCAGUCCAGCCAGACCCAGAAGCAGAGUGUUCCUCCCUCUCAUUUCCACCACCUGCUGUCAGCCCUGCACAAACACCUGCUGGCUCACUGCUACAUCUACCCCCACGCAGAGGACGACAGCAGCGUGACGUUGCUCCACAAGCACCUGUGUCUGCUGUUGCCCUAUGCCACGGAGACGUUCCACAGGUCGUCCGUCCUGCUGGAGGAGAGCUGCCUCGACAAGCACGUCAUCACCAAGCUGCACAUGGUGCUGUUCAGUUCGGUAGCGGGCAGCCUGCUGUGCCAGGUCAUGUACUCCCUGCUGCUGCUGCCCCUGGGCGUGGUGCGUCCGCUGCUCUGCCACCUGCUCACCCUGCUGGAGAACCUCAACCACUUCAACUGUCUGCUCCCUGACACGGGCCUGCUGGAGGACAAGGAGCUGGAACUGGAAGGAGCAGCCUCAGUUGUGUCAGAUAAAUCAGUGGGCGCGGGGCCUGAUGCUGGAACUAAAGAUGACGGGUGGGUGUGGCUUCUGGACUUGGAGCGAUCUGUGGCGCUGGCGAUUGGUCGUUGCCUGGGUGGGAUGCUGCAGGGUCCGCCUCCGUCGGUACAGGAGAGGAUCUCCGAGUUCUGGCUUUGUAACCCCCUCCUGACCAAUGGUCUGGAGAUGGACUUUGAACAGCUAGACUCCAGCACAGCCUGGCUAUCCGAGGCUGUGUUACUGGGCUGCUCUGACGCCAAGCUGACAGACCUGUUUCUGAACCAAGAGAACAGCCAGCUGAUGGAGCUGGCUCUGGGCUCCUCACGGGAGCCUGCCUGCAGCCUAUGGAGGAAGAUGAAGGACUACUCCGCCAGCAGGGACUGGGAGAGCGGCCUGACAGGCGACCCCCUGCUGGAGACCACGUGCCGCUGCAGCCUGGCCGCCCUCCUCAAACACACAGGCCUUCAGGACGAAGCCUACUGGCAGGACAAGUAUGAACCGUGUGAGAUGCUGAUAGAGAUCUAUGAGAUGGUGUAUAAGAUCAGGAACACGCUGCUGGCCCUCAAAGAUUUGCCGGUGACGUCCGCCAGCACUCAGGCCGCAACCAAACAGAGCUCGCAGGGCUCCCAGAGUCCCGACGAGGACGGGCAGGAGGCGGGCACCUCCGGGGAGCAGGCAGGAAAAGACCCCGAGCUCUGCGGCCGAGGGGGACAUUCUGCCCCCGCAGCCGAACACAACCAGGAGGAGGGGCCGGAGGAGGACACGCCCAGCAUCAGCAGUAUGUACCUGCCGGAGGUCCUGCAGUGUUUCCUGGCCACGCGGGAGGCCAUGCAGCUGCAGCAGAACGAGACGGUCUACGAGUCGUCAGGGACCUCCACUCUCCCCAGCAGCGCCGAGAGCCCCGGCAGCCCAGAGAGGGAGCCUGUCAGCAGGGCGUGGGACAGGCGGGCGGGGGCCGAGGAGGGCCUGUCGUUCCCCACGUCCUGCCAGCUGGUGGUCUCCCGCUGCGUCUUCCUGCUCCUGGGAGUGCGCCCCGCGUGGCAGGAGCCUCAAGAGGCGGACAGUGGGACGGUCGAGAACGCAGGAUCCAGGGAAUCCUCGUCCUCCACUGAGGCUGUGCUCAGUUCAAAGUCCUCAGAACUCCGCUUCACCACGGAAAGUAGAAAACAGACAACAGACCAGUCCAGAAACUCUACGGCGUCUUCCAAGAAUAAAAUGGGUCUGCCUCUGUGCUCCCUGGGCAUCAUGAAGGACGCCUGGGAGCGCCUGCGCCAGUGCAUCAGCCCCACCACCUCCACCACGUGUCAGGGGGCCUCGGGCGGCUCGCCGGUCCUUAGCCAGGUCUUCCACUUCCUGUGCGAUGGCCUGCUGGAAAGGGAGGAGGGCUGCCAGGCCAACCCCAGUGCCAUCACCCUCGCCAUGGCUCAGCAGCAACAGAGGGCUGAGAUGCGUCUGGAGGCCAUGUGCCAGAUCUCCUCCUUCCUGGCGGAGAUGGAGGAGAAGAGCAGCGGCUCGACGGCGCCCCCUGGCUUCCCUGGCCUGCUGCAGUCGGUGCAGCUGCAGUUCCUCUCUGGCUGCUUCGGCCUGGCCUCGCCCAUCACCCGCUGUCUGCUCGGAGCCAAUGACAAGAUGCAGCACUACACUUCCGGCACCCGCUCAGCCUCCAUGGCGGCCCAGAGGGAGCUGCAGGCGGCGGCGCACACCCUCUACCAGCAGGUGGUGCGCGUCCUCAGACAGAAGGUCCUCCUGGACAAGCAACAGACAGGGUCCUCCCAGCACCUGCUGCUGGCGACGGUGUUUGUUUUGAACCUGAACUACCAGCCCGUGGACCUGGUGGUGGUCAUCAACUGCGGCAUCCUGGAGAUCCUGUCCGCUCUGACCAACAACACGUGCGUGCUGAUGAACCAGCGCUGGCUGGCCGCCUCUGUUUCGGGCCACCUGCUGCUGAGCGGCGCGGUGAAGCUGGCGUGCGCUCGCCUGCUCCAGAUACUGGCUAUGGCCGCCAGCUCCUGUGAAGAGGCGCUGCCUGUGGACGUGUCCCAGUCUCUGAUGGACGUGAUGUGCGACCAUCUGCAGAGUCUCCUGCACUCUGUCCAGCUGCAGCAGGACUCAGAGACGGGCGCGGGCCAGGAGGCAGAGGUGGACAGCGGGGCCAGAAGGCCCCGGGCUAAAGGGACUGAGGUGGCAAGGAGCAGUCGCAUCAUUGAGUCUCAGCUCGCUGACUUCCUGGUGUUUCUGCGGCGUAUCUUGUCGCUGCGCGUGACCAAGAGGAUCUCCGCCUUCGUCAAGUGGAUCGAUCCACUAAUGAGUAUUAUCUCCCACAAGUGCACUUUGGGUUCGCCACAGAAUCUCCGAACCAAACUACUUGCAUUCCACAUAUUGGAAGGCCUGUUACCUGGGUGUUCUGACUCGGCACAGAUUCAGCAGAUUGUUGAUCAACUGUUUGGGCUGCUAUCUGCCUAUAUGUGGGAGGAGUCGUUAGCCACAAAGAAGAAUCAAGAAAAGACAUCUGAGAGCCAUAUCAAGGAGGCCGUCAGCGACGAUGAAUGUAUCCCUAUUGGAGAUUUCUCCUUGGACCCCUACAAGCUGAUAUGCUGUUCCCUGGAGAGUGGGAACAUCCUCUCCCACGGCUCGGGAGGGAAAGGUUACGGCCUGGCCACCACCGCCAUCACUUCAGGCUGCUUCCUCUGGAAGUUCUACAUCACCAAGGAGAACAAGGGCAACGAGGGCACUUGCAUCGGUGUGUCGCGCUGGCCUAUCCGAGACUACAACCACCGCACCACCACAGACAUGUGGCUGUACCGGGCGUACAGCGGCAGCCUGUACCACGGUGGGGAGCUGGGCCGGGCCCUGCCCUCCUUCACCCAGGGAGACACCAUCACCUGUAUCCUGGACAUGGAGGCCAGGACCAUCUCCUUUGCCAAGAACAACAAGGAGCCCAAGCUGGCCUUUGAGGGUGUGGAUGCGACAGAGCUGUACCCCUGUGUCCUGUUCUACAGCAGUAACCCUGGAGAGAAAGUGGCCCUGCGAGACCUGCAGAUGCGAGGCAUGCCCAGCGACCUGCUCCCUGGGGAGCCCCUGUGCAGCCCCAGGGCCACCGUGCUCCUGGAGGCCACCGUCCAGCUGCUCCGCAGGCUGCACCCCUGCGCCCCCUGGACGCCCCACCUCAACCAGCACAUGCAGGCCCGUCUGGAGCUCAUUGGCCCACUGAUGAGGGACGCCCGCCUGGCCAGCGCCACGCAAGAGGACAGGGAGAGGGAGCAGGCCCUUGGGGAAGAUGGAGGGUCAGAGGUGGUGGUGGGUCCCUCCAGCCUGUCUGAGGAGCAGCUGGGCGCCCUGUGCGUGGAGGUGUGGCCGGCGCUGGCCGUGAUCGGAGGGGUGGACAGCGGGCUCCGGGCGGGGGGGGUGUGCCUGCACAAACCCAGCGGCCGUCGAGCCACCCUGCUGGGGGUGCUGAAGGAGGGAAGCCCCCUGGCUAAGCUCCAGUGGGAGGACGCUGAUCUCUCUGUCAGCGACACGCCGCUCUCUUCCCUGGAGCCCUGUGGCGCGCCCCAGUGUGACGUCACCAGACUCAUGGAGCUCAAGCCCUCCGUCCUGCUGGACCUGAUCCUCCUGACCGGCCUGCUGGAGGAGCGGGAUGGGAGCCAGGGUCGCCCCCCUCCUCCUCCUCCUCCUCGCCCCCCCGGGGGGAGGAGCUACUCCGAGGAUGAGAGCGUCCCCCGCGGCGAGCUGGAACGGCGCCUGGACGAGGACAUGGCCCGCGUGAUGUCCGCCGACGGAGGAGGAGGAGGAGGGGGGGGGGCGGCCGAGGAGGGGUGCGAGCAGAGGGCGGAGAGGGACAAGACGGACCCUUCCUCUCCCCCUCCCCCUCCCUCCCCCAAAGCCACCAGUGAACCGGGUGAUGAGCAGGAGAUCCUCGCCUGCGCCCCCCCGCCUCCCCAGGCCGUCCAGCUGGCCAAGCCGGACGUCUUCUCCCUGGAGCUGAGAGCUGUCCGGGUGUCCUACCUCCUCCUGGGGGCCCUGAAGUCCCUGGCCGCCAUCCUCAGCUGCGGCAGGUUCACCGACCAGCUCCUGGUGGCUCAGCACGACCCGGCGUCCGCCGGGCCCAGAAGCCCCGACAAGGCCAAGGAGGACGGCGCCGAGCUGAAGUCCGUCCUGCAGUUUGUGGUGCGCAGCAUGGUGAAGUGGGCCGUCCGGCCUUGCCCUAUCAGGCAGAGCGUGUCGCUGGCAGAUCUGGAGAGAGCUCAGAUCAUGAUCUACAAGGGAGCGCUGAACAGGUCACAAGACAAAGGAAGCAAAGACCGGAAAGAGUCGGGCCCCCGCUCCUCCUCCCAGCCCGUGUCCAAGUCCUCCAGCUCCGUGUCCCUCUACAGCACGGGCUCCGAGGGCACGGCCGUCUUCGGCCAGUCCAACGGCGCCUCGGCCUCCUCCUCCACCAACGACCUGGCCGCCUCCCUGCUCACGGCGCUGCAGGCCGACAGCCUGGACAACUUUAACCCCUUCCUUCCCAUCAACCUCCUGCAGCGGAUGGUGCUAGCACGGUUCCCCACGCUGGCCGGCCUGGUCCAUAGCCCCCCUAUGCUGCACCCAGGCUUCAGCCUGGCCAGCUCGGCCUCCUGUGAGGCCUUCACAGAGCAGCAGACCAGCUUCCUGGAGCCGGGCCACAGUAGCACGCAGGCCAGGAGCGGCGUGGAACGACCUCAAAUGUUUGUCCCAGUGCGCUUGCUAGAAAUGGGCUUCUCAAUGAGGCACAUCUACAGGGCCAUGGAGGCAGCAGGGGUCUCGGGCGAGGUGGACUCCCGCACCAUCGAGGUGUUGGCCAGUUGGAUGCUGGAGCACCCCCUGGUGGAGGAGCAGCUGACAGAUGAAGGCCCACCCCCGGGAGCCCCCACUGACACCCCCUCCCCCGAUGGACCAGAGACUGUGCAGUGUCCUGAGGGGCCCAGCAGUGAACCCAGCGAGAGUCUGCUGGCAGGCCUAGACUUGGUGGAGCGAGAGAACUUCCUGGAUGUCCACCUGACUAGGAACAGGCCUCCCCCAGCCCGGCGCCAGCGCCACCCCACGUCAGGCCUGGGACAGAGGACCUCUUUCAGGAGAGCAGACUCUCCAUCGCCCAACCCCAUCCCUCCCUUGUACAGGCAGGACCCAGGAGGUUCAAACUGGCCGGAACAGGCGGAGACGCACCCCUACGCGGCAGAGGAGGAGUCGGAGCUCGGCUACAUGGAUGACCCGUACCACGAGGAGCCCUACGAGGAGCUGCUGACCCCGGAGUUCAUCAGCUCAGAGAGGGACACCCUCUGGAUGGUGGAGGGUGGGGAGGAGCACCACGAGCACCAUGAGAUGGUGGAGUGUGAGCUGUGCAGCACCCUCACCCUGCAGUUCAACACCCACAUGAAGCGCAACCACCCGGGCUGCGGGCAGAGCGCCGGGCGGCGGGGCUACCGCAGCACGGGGGCCUACGUGGACGGCUGGUUCGGGGGCGAAUGCGGCUCCGGCAGCCCGUACUACCUGCUGUGCAGCACCUGCAGGGACAAGUAUCUCGCCGCCAACCUGGGAGAGCUGGGCUCCAAGCACGACAGGAUGAAAGGCCACGCCUCGGAUCUGAUUGGUCGUUUGGACAGUACCUCAGACGACGACUGGGAGCUGGGUCAGCAGGGUGACUGCGACGCUGAGCGCCUCACAGGCCUGGAGGACUUCGGCCUGCUCCUCAGCCCCCUGGGCCUGAGUGAGAAGAGGAUGGUCCCUGAUCCCAUCUCCUUCUCCGAGGCCGACCCCCUGGGAGCCAUGGUCAACACCACCAGCAACACUGAGAGGGCCCUGGUCCACAAAGGGGCGGCCAGUGCUGAGCAGAAGGGCCCCCUCAGUCUGGGGGAACAGGCCUCCUUGCUACGAGACCCCCAGGACAGACUGCAGGCUUUGAGGCGGGUCACGUCCACAGCCCAGAUCCUGCUGGCCUACAGCAUGGUGAUGAGGGCUCUCUCCCAGACCUCCUCCAGUGCCUCAGAGAGUAGCCAGUCGAGCGGCCUGGAGGCCCUGGGCCUGGCCGACAUCCGUGUCCUGGUGCGCCUCAUGUGCUUGGCGGCGGCCGGCCGGGUCCACACGGGGGCGGAGCAGCAGGGGGCGGGCAGGGGGGCCAGCAGCGAGGGCAGCAGCUCAGCCUUCCUCAGCUUCCUCAGCUCAGCCAUCGGCAGCCUGGUCUCCCACAGCGCCUGUGCCUACAGGGAGCUGGUGGACAUCUGCACACAGGACCUUAUUGCAGCGGCCACAGGGAUGAACCUGGGGGCCAUUAGUGACCCUCAGCAGAGGGCUCGUCUCAAGGGGGGGUCCCAACAGCAGCAGCGAGACUACAGGGAUCUGACCUUGGCCAUGACCCCCCCCAACUUCCUGGUCACCCAGAGCCUCGUGUGUCUGCUCACAGAGAAGGGCGUCCGCUACCGCUACAGCGGGGAGAGGAUGGAACAGGAGAUCAAAGACGCGGGAAGUCCAGGACCUUCCGUGAGCGCAGCUUCUCCUCCCCCCCCGGCCGGGGCGAGGGUGGGGCCCCUGGAGCUGGCCAACGCCCUGGCAGCCUGCGCCCUGUCCGCCAGGCUGACCAGCAAGCAUCGUCAGUGGGCGGCCCAGCAGCUGGUCCAGGCCCUGGCCGCGUCCGAGAGGGACAACCCCCCACGUCCCCAGACCUACAGCGACAUGGCCGGCGACCUGCGCAAAUGUCCACUCAAAAAGUUGGAGGGACACCAUGGCAGGGUCACCAGCUGCAUGUGGAGCAAGGAGCAGGGCGUGCUGGCCACGGGCGCUCAGGACGGGGCCGUGCGGCUGUGGGACGUCAGCCAGCACAGCACAGACCUGCUGCGCACGCUCUCCUGCAGCAGCAGCGAGGACAGACAGAGGUCAGAGAGAGCGGGCGGGGCCCACCUGGUUUCGCCCGUGUACUGGAGCGCGGGGGGAACCCUUCUCGCCGCCUUCCACAACAAACUCAUCAACAUCUGGGCCAUUAGCGGAACUGAGGGUCACGUGGAGAACCAGGCGUCCUGGGUGACGGCCCUGGGCUGGGUGCAGACCUCCAGCCCCUUCCCUGGACAGGCGGGCGUCUGCCCCGACAGCCCAGCAGAGAGCCUGCUGGUGGGCCGGCUGGACGGCUCCCUCUGCUGGCUGCAGGUGUCACCGCAGGACCUCCACACCGACAGCACCGAGCUGACCCUUUGUCACAGGAAAGAAGCCCCUCAAUGUGUGGCUUGGCACAGUGUGGACAAGCCCUUUGCAGUGGGCUAUCCCGACGGCAAGAUCCUAUUGGCCUCCGCUGGAUCCUACGAAACUGAUCAGCCCCUACUGCUCUCGGCCUUCCCCGAGUGUGUCAGCUCCCUGAGGUGGGACCCUACAGGCCACCUGCUGCUGUCCACCGGCCGCUCGGAGGUGGUGAAGAUCUGGGGGCGCACGGGGGGCUCCUGGACCACCCUGCACUCCCUCUUCCACACGGGCACGGUCAACGUGGUGGAGUGGAGCCUGCUAGCGGGCAGAGGGCCCGAGCCCCGGCUCAUGAUGGCAGCGGGUUGCCAGAAUGGGCUCCUGUAUGUCUGGACAUUGCCUCAAGGGGGCACUAGCGUAUCAGUUCCCAACUUCCUCAGCGGUUCGUCCAGCCAGGAGAAGAGUGUCGUCAAGCGGGGCAGUACAAAGUGUGUGUUCAGACUGAGCGGGCACAUCACAGCAGUGAAGACCCUCUCGUUCUGCCCCAGCGGGCUCGCCCUGGUAUCUGGAGGGAUCGGAGGGUUACUCAACAUCUGGUCUCUACAGGAUGGUUCAGUCCUUCAGACUGUGGUGACAGGCCUGGGCUCAGUGGUCAGUACCACCUGGAUACCAAAUGUAGGGGUGGCUGCCUGCUCCGGGAGGUCAAAGGAUGUUCUGUUGAUCCUUUGCAACACUGACUGGAUGUCCCAGAAUCACGUGCUGGCUUCCUGUCGCACUGUGCUGAGGACCCAGGGCAUCCUGGGGCUGAGCCGGGCCCCAUGCAUGGCCGUGUUCCUGGAGAGGCUCCCCGUCCUGCUGCAUGAACAGUACAGCUACGAGAGGAGCCAUGUGAUGGCCGGCGACCAGCUGGUCCACAGCCCCUUCCUCCAGAGCCUGGCCUCUCUGACAGUAGGGCUGUCUCUGGAGCAGCACUUGUGUCGCAGCCCCCGCCCCCCCCACCACGCCGGCCUGGACACGCACGCCUGUCCCCAGGAGUGGACGUGGCUCUCCACCUUCGCUACCACCGUGAAAACGGCGGAGGCCAUCGCAAGGGGGGUCGCAUUCCCACAGUCCUUCACUGUUCCCGAGUUCCAAGAAGCGGGGGCCACUGAGAUCUCCAAACCCUUGGACAACAGCAAGUGGAGUUUCAUGAUGGACGAACAGCUAAUGUCUUGGGCCACCACCAGACCUGAGGACUGGCAGCACGGCGGGAAGAGCGAGGUGUACCUCUGGGGGAACGGACGCCACGGGCAGCUGGCCGACGCGGGGACCAACCUCAUGGUGCCAACCCUCGCCCCCUCUCUGUCCCAGACACAACAGGUUGUGUGUGGGCAGAACUGCACCUUCCUGGUGCAGGCUAACGGGACGGUGCUGGCCGUAGGGGAGGGCAGCUACGGCAGACUGGGCCAGGGCAACUCUGACGACCUGUACGCCCCCACCAUCAUCUCCGCCCUGCAAGGCUACGUGGUGACCCAGCUGGUGACGUCGUGCGGUUCGGACGGCCACUCCCUGGCCCUCACAGAGACAGGGGAGGUGUUCAGCUGGGGGGAUGGCGAUUACGGCAAGCUGGGCCACGGGAACAGCGAGAGACAGCGUCGGCCCAAACACAUGGAGGCUCUGCAGGGGGAGGAGGUGGUGCAGCUGGCCUGUGGGUUCAAGCACUCUGCCGUGGUCACGGCCGAUGGCAAGCUGUUCACCUUCGGCAGCGGAGACUCCGGCCGCCUGGGUCAAAGGUCAACUUCCAACAAGAUGCUUCCUGAGAGGGUGGCAGCGCUGGAGGGCUACCACGUAGGACAGGUGUCAUGUGGUAUCAACCACACUCUUGUGCUGUCCUCUGACGGCAUGACUGUCUGGGCGUUCGGGGAUGGUGAUUAUGGCAAACUGGGCACUGGGCUCUGCACUGUCAAGUGUUACCCUCAGAAAGUGGAGCCUCUGUGUAACAAGGGAAUAAGGAAAGUUGGUUGUGGAACCCAGUUCUCGGUGGUCCUGGCCAAUGACGGACACGUGUACACCUUUGGGCAAGAGCGUUUGAUAGGCCUGCCAGACUCCAUGCUAAAGAACCACAACCGGCCCCAGCUGGUUCCAGCGCUGGAAGGGGUGUUUGUGGAGGACAUUGCAGUGGGCUGUGAGCACGUCCUGGCCCUCUCCUCCACUGGUGAUGUUUACGCCUGGGGCUGCAACUGUGAGGGUCAGUUGGGUCUGGGCCACUCCAACCCAGUGAAGGAGCCCACCCUGGCCACAGCUCUUCAGGGGAAGAACAUUCGACAGAUCUCCGCUGGCCGCUGCCACAGCUCAGCGUGGACCACGCCCUCCGCCAAGGCCUCAGGCGCCUCUCUCCAGCUGGGCCUGCCCCAGAGCAUCCCGCCUCAGUACAACGCUCUGAAGGACUGCAGCCCCAAGGUCCUCAACACGCGCCUCCGGGUCCUCUUCCACUUCUCCGACCUCAUGUACAAGUCCUGGAGACUGCUCAACCUGGAUCCACGCAACCAGCUGUCGUCAUCGCGCUACAGCUCGGGGACGGCAGCUAUCGUCCAGGGCCAGCUGAGGGGGCUCCUGUCCCCCAAGGUCAACACCCUGCCCCUGGUCCGCUCCAUCGGCAGGACCAUGACGCAGGGCAAGACCUACGGACCCCAGAUCACCGUCAAGAGGAUCUCCACCAGGGGCCGCUCCAGCAAGCCCAUCUUUGUGCAGAUCGCCAGGCAGGUGGUGAGCCUCAAUCCCCUGGAGCUGCGCCUGCCGUCCCGGGCCUGGAAGGUGAAGCUGGUGGGGGAGGGGGCCGACGACGCGGGCGGGGUGUUUGACGACACCAUCACCGAGAUGUGCCAGGAGUUGGAGUCGUGCGUGGUCGGCUUGCUCAUCCACACCCCCAACACCUCCACUGAUGUAGGCAGCAACACUGACAGGUUCCUGCUGAACCCUGGGGCAGUGUCUGAAGAGUACAUGGUCCAGUUCCGCUUCCUGGGGAUCCUGAUGGCGGUGGCCAUCCGCACCAAGAAGCCCCUGGACCUGCACCUGGCCCCAUGGGUGUGGAAACAGCUGUGCUCCAUCCCCCUGGGCGGGGCGGACCUGGAGGAGGUGGACCUGCUCACCUACCGCUCCCUGCUAGGCAUCCUGCACCUGGACAACACGGGCAUCACGGAGGACAACUUCCCUGUGAUGAUUCCCCUGGACUCGUUCGUGGCCCACAGCGCCGAUGGGACGCUGGUGCCGGUGGUCCCUGGAGGCCAGCACAUCUCCUUGAACUUCUCCAACAGGACAGAGUACGUGGAGAGGGCUCUGGAGUACAGGCUGCACGAGAUGGACAGACAGGUGGCAGCAGUGAGAGAAGGCAUGUCCACCAUCAUCCCUGUGCCCCUCCUCUCCCUACUCACGGCUCGGCAGCUGGAGCAGCUGGUCUGCGGCUUGCCGGAGGUCUCCGUGGAGAUGCUGAAGAAGGUGGUGCGCUACCGUGACAUCACCGAUGGCCACCAGCUGAUUGGUUGGCUGUGGCAGAGCCUUGAGGAGUUCACCAAUGAGGAGAGGGUCCUCUUCCUGCGCUUCGUAUCGGGCAGGUCCAGGCUGCCGUCCAACCCUGCCGACAUCACUCAGAAGUUCCAGAUAAUCAAGGUGGACAGGCCCAUCAAUGGUCUCCCCACCGCCCAGACGUGCUUCUUCCAGCUGCGCCUACCUCCCUACACCAGCCAGGCCAUACUAGCCGAGCGCCUACGCUACUCCAUCCACAACUGUCCCUCUAUAGACAUGGAUAACUACAUGCUGUCUAGGAACACAGACCCUGCGGAGGGCUCCGAUACAGAGUAUUGACUCCUCUAGUUGACACACAGGAACAGGUCAACAUGGCUCCCAUUACUUGAAAGCACAAGCUUGCAGGUUGUCUUUUUUGUUGUUGUUGACUCCUCUCUUGUUUUCCUUAUUGUUGUUAUUAUUAUUAUUAUUAAUAAUAAUGUUUUGGUGCAAUAUUCCUCUCACUGAGCACUCUGUCAGUGAGGUGACAAUAACCUUGAGUGCGUUCUGAUUGGACCUCCCUCCCAACUGUGCUCUGGUUCGCAACAUACCUUUUUGUUGUUGUUACUAAGCGUUUUAAUAAAGGAUUCAAGCCGUUUCUGCAUGGUACAGAGUUCCAUAGACUUUGUUCAAGGUCUUUUUUUUGUUUUAUCAAGACGGUGCAUACUCUACUGAAACAUUUAUUCAAGGAAAACUGCACUAAAACAUCGCCUUAAAUGGCAAGAAUUGCUAUCCCUGCUGGAGGAAAUGUGAUUCUAUCAGUGCUACUAUUGUGUAUAGAAAAGCUGUGAAUAAUGACUGUCCUUUAUUGCCAUGGCUGGCAUGAUCUGACAGAAUGUCAGGUUCUAGACUACAGUACUGUGGUACUGUGUCCUUGGCAGACGUAGAAAACAAAGUAUACACCCAUUUGUCUGGUUUAUACUGACCUUGUCAGGUUGCAGGCUUUAGAACUCAAUGUCAGAGUGACAUGCCAGCGGUAUUGAAGUGUCAAUCAAGCAAUCAUGUGACUGACACCAAUGUCGGCGAGAGUGAGGCAGUGUUGACACACUGAUAAUGGGUCGAAUCCCAAUGGAAUUUCUUUUGACUGUUAGCGGUGUGUCGGAUUUACUUAAGUUUUCAAUUGAAACAGUGGAUUUGCUAAAGCGGUGCAAACUCACUGGGCUGCACUGAGAGUCAAAUCAGGUGCACCUUGACGGAUGUGACAAACGAGUCAGUGCUGUUGCUGACAUUAGGUGUGGAAGCCAACGAGCCUCAAUCCAUGAGAAGGGACACACAUACAUUACAAACACAAUGUAUUCUGACCUGUACUAUGAAUGUAUGUCCAGCAAUGCCAUGCACAUAUGCACUCAACAGAUUAUCUUUUGCCAAAACUGUACUGUACUGUAUAAUUCUUUGUAGCUACGUGAUCAAUGGGUUUUGGCAUUUUUGGCAGUUGUGAAAAGUGUAAUGAAACAACAAAUGCUUUCCCCCUACAAGGAUGGGGGAAUAUGAGAUGUAUUUGAACACAAAAGUCAAGCUAUAGGCUGCCUAUAGAUUGGAAUUUUCAGGCUUAGUAUACCAUUUAUUUAUUUUUAAUUAUUUUUAAAGCUUGGUUUCAAACAUGCGUGGAGAGGAGAGACUCAACCACCUACUUCUGUAUUGAGGCUUCAGUGACUGUGCUGUGUGGUUUAUUAUAUAGUGUACAAUUGAGUUUUUAUAUUUAAGCAUUAUCGGGUGUUUUCCCAUGAAGGUUUUGGAAAUGUUUUCUUUCUCUUUUUUUCUGUAUUUUUUUUUUUUAACUCAAUGAUUCGAUACUCCUGACAGAGAACCUGGAUCUUUACAUAACAGUGGAAUGGAUUGUUUUGGUUGUUGUGAUGUAAAGUGUGACGCACUUUAGAACAUGUGUACACUUGCUUGUGCAGAAAAAAAAUAUAUAUUAAAGUGGAAUUCUGACUUCAAA